UCAAACCUUACUGGGCCCUGGUUACUCGAGGUGGACAGACAAGAGACUUGACUGAUCUACGAAGAGAACAAAGGAAAAAGGGACAGAUUCACCAGCCGAGAUGGGUAUCAAGGAAAUCUUCCUUUGCUUCGCUUCCUUUGCGGCUCUUGUCGCUGUGUCGAACCAACAGCAGCAAUGCGUUGGUCAACUGGAUAUCGUGUUCGCCAUAGACGGAUCCAACAGCAUGAGUGAACAAAGGUUUAACACACAGAUCUCUUCUCUUGUCAGUCUCUUCCAGACCUUGCCAAUAAGCGAGUCUGAAGUGCACGUCGGAUCAGAACUAUUUUCUAGGGUCGCUGAUCCUUCAGAUUCCAUCCCUCUCACUGGAGACGUGAACAGUCUGAUCACAAGGAUCUCUGCUUACCUGCACCCCGAUGAAAACACAGCUACCGACUUGGGCAUCAUGGCAGCAAUCAGAAACUUCCAGACAUACGGUAGACAGAAUGUGCCUAAACUGCUCAUGGUUAUUACUGAUGGAGAGUCUGACAACACCACAGCAACAGUCGAACAGGCCCAGGCAGCCAAGAAUAUGGGAAUCAACAUCUACGCUCUGGGCGUUACAGAUAUUGGAAGCAACGUUAACCAGGAUGAGCUGAGACUUAUCGCAAGUGCCCCUAAUCAGGUUCUAUUGUCCAGUAACUUCAACGAGCUCGCGAAAACGCUGGUCCAGGCAACAUCCCAAGCUUGUGUGAACCUUGACCCACCUGUUGUUCUUCGGAACUGCGACCCCGGCACCAGUGACCUGUGGUUGGUCGUGGACGUCUCACAGGGCGCCAGGACGCGCUCCGCCAACUUCGCUGACCUCAUCUCUGGACUGAAGGAACCGGUCGUUGACAAACUGACCACAUAUUCUUCCAACCCUAACUUCCAUGCUGGUGUCAUCACCUACAACGACAAUUACAGAGUUGACUUGUCCAUCAACACCCCGAGGUCAGCACAAUAUCUGAGCAACACUAUUGGUAACAUCGGACAGUUUGGUUCUCUAUCAGGGGGCAACGCACGCUUGAAUAACGCACUUGCAUCUGUGGUGAGCGCACCAGUCAACUCACAGAGGCGCAGCUACGUUGUGAUUGUUGCCGGUGAUAACAACAACCUCGCAAACGAUCGCAUAGAAACUGCCAACCAAAUUAGAAGACUCAAGAAUCUGGGCUGGUACAUUGUAACCGUCGCAGUAGGUGGACAGGCAGGCUUCGACUCCUCUGAGUUCCUGAACUACGCCUCCGGAAGACAAUAUUUCUACCAGGCUAACAACUACGAGACUCUGGACGAUGCCAUGGUUGACUUCUACAACGACUGGUACUGCAAUGCUCCCCUCAUCCCGACAACCCCACCACCGCCACCACCAACGACCCCUGCCCCCGUCAUCAUCCCCAGUGCUGGCCUGUGCGCGGCCGUGGGCUCCGAGCCAAGCCGUGUCCUGCUGGUGCCCCAUCCCCUAGAGUGCGACAAGUUCGUCCAGUGCUACUACAACCCCAGCAACGCUUUCGAGCUGGGCGUUGUCCGACAGUGCCCCAUGGGACUGCACUGGAACCGUGUGGAGAACAGGUGCACCAACGUCACUGCUGCUCAGUGCCCGUAUGAUCCUUGCAUGGUGGACUGUGAGCCCUACGCCAUGGAGGGCUCUUGCGCUGGCUUCUGGCAAUGUUCUGAGGGUGUGUCCGUUCCCAAGUGCUGCGACAAGUUCUUCUCCUUUGUCCCUGGUGUAGGCUGCCAACUGGAUUUCUCCUGCAAACAAUACUGUGGCCCAGAAAAUUGUUCCAGUCAUGCCCCAUCUCAUAUCUGCUUCCGCUGUGGCCUCAACGUGGGUUCUGCCAUCAACAGCGUAGGCUUCCAGGGAGUCGUGGAAAAGAUCUCAGUCCACUCUUGCACGCCAUCGAAACUGUACUAAAUGCAAGCAAGAAUAAUACAAGGCCACGUAGCAAGAGUCGCUGCGCGCUCUAUACUAUUGUGGAACAUCACGAUUUUUGCCUGCACUGACAUUGAUCUUUUUAUUCAUCUGUAAACAAAAUUAAACCGUUCUUAUCGUUUUCAUAAAUA
Messenger RNA from Aplysia californica (California sea hare), 2076 nucleotides. RefSeq lists its product as uncharacterized. Gene Ontology annotation, cellular component: extracellular region. The record is from RefSeq and is a predicted model, not a curated record. Gene Ontology annotation, molecular function: chitin binding. NCBI's taxonomy places the organism in Eukaryota, Metazoa, Mollusca, Gastropoda, Aplysiida, Aplysiidae.